Molecule: messenger RNA, 1681 nt
Organism: Rhagoletis zephyria (snowberry fruit fly)
Lineage: Eukaryota; Metazoa; Arthropoda; Insecta; Diptera; Tephritidae
Source: RefSeq, a predicted model, not a curated record
CGCUAUUUCGUAGCCGCCGAAAAGGAUUACUGGUAUCUUCGUUUUCUCGCUUUGACACAUAUUCAUAGUUAUAAGUGGAAACAGUACUUUUGCAUUGUUGUAAAUAUUAAGAAGAAAACGCGACUAAAAUGCAUUUAUAAAAUGUGCUAAAAGUUUUAAAUACUUAACGCAUAAAGUCUAUAUCAUUUUCGUAGUGAAACAAAGCAGUUAUAGAUUAGUUAAAUGAAUGUACAUACAUAAAAAGCUGCUACACGUAAAAUACUCCACAUUUGUGAAACAAUAAAAAAGAAGCGAACUUUAAAUUCCUAGCAUAAAACGUUGUACAAAAUCGAUAUCUCGCCAAAUCUCGAAGUGAGUUGGCUACGAGCAAACGAAAUGCAGUGAGGGGAGUGACAGAAUAUUGCGUUUAAACAGUGUAUUAUGUUUUAAUUAUGCGAGUUAUUAUAAGUUAUGAAAAAUAGGAUGUGUGAAAGUCGUGUUGAUUGUGCGAAAAUUUUGAAAAAUAUUCGUAUUAAGUAGCGGCAGUGAUAUAUGUAAAAUAUCCCUUUAGACGAGAAAAACGAUAUUUAUUUAGUGUGAAGAAGUACUUGCACUUUUGAUUUAAUUUUAAAUUCCAAAAAAAUUGAGAUCAAGUUAGAAAGAAAGCAAAAUGCAUUCGGUGGGAAUCCAUUCGGCGAUGGCAAUAAAACGUCAACGAAAACGACGUGAUGAACAGAAACGUGCGCGAGAAAGACGCUACAGUACGCAGAGUUCGGAGAGUGCUGAAACGUUCCAUUCACCAAGUGGUUCAUUUCGCCGUAAGUUUCACCAUGCACAUAGCGUUGCUAAACCUGGACCAGGCAUGCUUGAUAGUCAGGUUGUCACAAGCAUCGGAAUGCUUCACAUUGGUAUUGUAUUCAUAGUAUUUGGAGUAUUCUUAUGCGGUGCUGGCAUUAUACCCGACGAAACAAUGUCUUGGAAUGUGUUCAGCUCAAGUUCGGCCUGGUGGAACGAGGUUACAUGCACUGGACUAUUUUCGCUUGGGUUGGGACUAUUCUUGCUUGCACUGAAUUGCCUAAUUAGUCGCAAAGAGGAAGAAGAUCUCGAAGACUAUGUGCAAAGGCAAUUAACCAGAUCAAGAUCUGGCCAUCGUCUGGAACGUGAUGUAGAAACGGGUGUUCUUACCACGCGUCAUGCACGCAAAGCUGUGGCACUACAAAAGAACUUGCGCAAUGGAGCUGCCACUGAUGUUGCACUAGUCAACAGUACGUCGGCGGAAGAAGUAGCAAAUGGUCCGUUGACAGGACACAACUGUUUAGCCAAUACCGGUGAUAUAGUGCUCGAAAAAAUUGUGGAGGAGGAUAAUACGUACAUAAACGAUCGAAGCUCUGGCAUAUCGCCAAUGGAGAUUGAGAAUGACACAAAACAAUUGCUGAGGAGGGAAUCAUUAAAUGAAACAAUCAAUAUAACACGAAUAUAAAAAUUAAUGAAUUAGACUUAGAUAUUUAUUAAAAAAUUACUUUAAUAUUUUACUACUUAUUAUGAAGACUUUUAUUUAAACUUAAGCCUUUAAACUAUAAGUGAAGUAUUUAAAUUGAAAUAUGAAAAAGUUCAAGAAAAAUCCCAUAUGACCGUAUUUUUUAUCAAAUGUCUUUUAUAAGAAUUUUCGUAUUUGCAUGUAUACCUAAUAUUAAUCAAAUUU